CAAUUGACAUUUACCAAAAAAAAGCGACAGUCGGAAACCGAAUGGUGCAAAGAAUUUUCAAUCCUAAUUAAUUGAUUUGUGAUUUCUAAGUUCACGUUUGAUCAAUUAUUUCACGUUCUAAAGUUCUUUUUUCUUAAAUAUAGUCGAGUUAAAAUGUCGGGUGAAACGCCAGUACCUCCUCCCGUUCUAUGGGCACAGCGCAAAGAAGAAGUGUUUCUCACAUUUAGCAUCGAAUCCAAAGAUCCGUCAAUUAAAAUAGAAAAAGACUCUGUCUAUUUCAAAGGUAUUAACGCGCAAGACAAAAAGGUUCACGAGGUGACAAUUCCAUUGUACGAUGCGGUGGUUCCUAAAAAAAGUGCCUUUGUAAAUAAGGGACGUUGUAUAGAAAUGGUGCUAUCGAAGGAAAAGAAAGAUGCUCCUUACUGGCCAUCGCUGACGAGCGAUAAAAAGAAGCCACACUAUCUCAAAAUAGAUUUCAAUAAGUGGAAAGAUGAAGACGACGAGGACGAAGACGCCGGCGGAGCUACGUACGACAUCGAGGAGAUGCUGCGCUCCAUGGGCGGCGGCGCCGGCGACCGCGCCGACAAACCGUCCUUCGACGAUGUCGAGAGCGAUUCCGACGACGAAAACUUACCCGAUCUGGAAUGAUGUGUCCCGUAGUGCUUACGCUUAUAUUGAAUUCAGUACAUGUAUAUUUUAAGGUUUUUACAGUUAUAAUAAAAUCUUUGCAAAA
Messenger RNA from Bicyclus anynana (squinting bush brown), 733 nucleotides. RefSeq lists its product as uncharacterized. Bases 154 to 648 code for a protein of 164 amino acids. Gene Ontology annotation, biological process: chaperone-mediated protein complex assembly; protein folding. Gene Ontology annotation, molecular function: protein-folding chaperone binding; Hsp90 protein binding. The record is from RefSeq and is a predicted model, not a curated record. The transcript has a single exon. Lineage: Eukaryota; Metazoa; Arthropoda; Insecta; Lepidoptera; Nymphalidae. Gene Ontology annotation, cellular component: cytosol; nucleus.